UUCCGUCUUUCUGGCGUGUAAAUUGAUAUGUUAUUGUCAACACUGAUGCCUAUCGAUAACUAGUGACCGAUUCGGACGUGGUUUUUCCCACUUGGCAAUGCAGCAAAUUCCCGUAUGUGAUACACAGAGCUCCCGUUUCCUAGAAACAAACAAACGAAGAAGUUCGAGUUCACAAGAGUUACCUUAGAAGUGGGUACAGUAAAUAAUCGAGAGAAACUCAACCUCUGCCUGCAGUCCUGAGAUCGAUGAAUCUCCGUUUGGUCAGAUACUGAGUAAACAAACGCCAUGUCGGCAGCGCGAAAUUCCGCUGACCAAGCCGAUUUGGCGCUCUUGGUGGGCAAUAACAAGGGUAACCAGACCAGAAGCAGCGGUACUCCAAAAAAAUUUGCCUCAGCUGUAGCCCCAAACUCCAUCAGAAUGUGCCACCCCAGCAAUAUGAACAAUAACCAGAGCAACAAACAGCUAAACUCUAUCUGCCAGCGUGCUCAGGCGGGCCACAAACUAAUGAUCAUCAUGCGUGGCCCUCCCGGGAGUGGAAAGACUACACUGGCUAAAUCCUUACUUCGCCAAGCCCACCUACUCGAGCGGCACGAGGUGAGCGACUUUGUCCUCAGCUCGGACGACUACUUCUAUACACGCCGCGGCUAUGAUUUCGAUCCCACCUUGAUACCAGCCGCCCACGAUUGGAAUCAAGGGCGAGUCCGUGAGAAGGCUGCAAUCGGUUGGAGCCCCAUUAUCGUGGAUAACACCAACACGAUGGUAUGGGAGAUGCAACCCUAUGUCCAGACUGCCGUCCGCUAUGGAUACGUCCUGGAGCUGCUUGAACCACAAACCAGUUGGUGUAAGUCGGCCAGCCAGCUGGCCCAGAAGAACGUACACAAUGUCCCACGGCAGAGCAUCCAGCGCAUGCUGGAUCGCUUCGAGCGUACCACUGUCAGUGACCUCAUUCAGUUGAUGAAGGAGACAAAGUACUCGGUAGACCUACCGCAACUGCGCCAACACCCGCGCCUUCCUUCAGUUCCUGUCAUAACUGCAUUUGAGGAGAACAAGUCAUUGGAAGCAGCAAUCCCAGCUCCUCAGAAUGACAGCCUAAAGCGAAAUGCCAAUUCACAAUCGUGGGUGCCCUACGAACAGGGAGCGCCAUCAUACUGGUCCCAGAUAGCGGACUCUGCAUAUCCUGCUUCUGCUUCGGCAGUUCCGGAUUCUCUUCCUGCUCCUUCUGCUCCAGCUUCAGCAAAGAGUGAGGUAUCGCUGAUUGAGCUUCUUCGCGACAAUGCCAAAAUAGAGGAUGCGCCAUCAACGGCGGAGUCCAUUGAGACAAAGACGUUUCAGAGGCACUGCUUAGACUGCCGUAACGAACCAAAAGGAUUUGCACUUCUGCGCCAGAUGUAUCCGAACAAAGAGAUAACUGGCCUCUGGGAUCUGUUCGUCAAGUGUCAGGCCGACGUUGACUGGGCCGUCGAUAUUCUGUUAAAGGAGGACGAGUUAAACGAUGCCACGUACUCGGAUCAGUUCCGAUUGAAGGAAACCACAAGUACCGAGGAGGCAGUGGAGUUUCAAUGCGACUGCGAUAGGACGAUGGGGAGCCAAGAAUCACAAGCUCCCACUGUACUGUCGUCAUCACCAACUCCGACUGUAACUAAGACUGCACCGAAGCCGCAGCGUCAACCUAGAAACAAACGAAUUUCGACUUCCACCAAUAAAGAAUUGCAGCUGCAAAUCCAGAAUUGCUUCGUGUUAGGCGACGAACAAUACUCGGAGCACACUCGUAAAAUCCGCGACAUCCGUAAUGCGAUUCUGGAUCAACCUAUCGUGCCCAAAUUGGCAGAAUCGAUCGAAGUUUCAGAGCUUGACGAGCCGGAAGAAGAGGACCCUGAAGACAAUACAUUGCUGGAAAUGGAUCUGGGCGGGACUCUAAUUGAGCAGCUACGCGCUCAGUUUGAGACAGACAACGAAAUGUUCCCGCCAGAGCUAGAACUGCUCCCCGCCACAAAAAUAUUUGUGCCCCGCCAGCUAGCCAAGCAGCUUUACAUGCUGUGGAUGGAGGCCGUUUAUAACCAACUGGAGGAACAACGUCAACAGACCCUACGCGAUGAUGAGCAGUUUGCCCGUCUUAUCAAGCACCCGGACUACGCCGACUGCAGAGAAUCGCCCAGCAAUGUUGGCGAACUGCUAGACAUGGAGCUUGCCUGGAGCAUAUACAAUAGCGAGCAGCUAGCCGCCAAGCAGGCAGCCGAAUUGGCAGCCCGCAAGCAGCCACCUAACGAUAUCGCCACCCAUCUAACCAAAAUGAAGCUAUGCGAGACAUUCCCCGAAAUCCCCAGAGAAACUGUGCUCGAGGUUUUUGCAGCUACUGGCAGUAACUACGGUCAAACGGUCGAGGUCUUGGACAGCAACGUCCAGAGUACGUUGAGUGAAGCAGAACUGUAUGAAAAGGCUCUUCGCGAGGGUGAAAAGCUCAGUGCUCAAGUUGCACUGGAAGUACGGAAGCACCAGCACCAGCAAACACAAGUGCAACAGAACUCCUUAAACCAAGGUCAGCGUUCCAGUUCAAGUUCAUCCAACACUGGCCGCUCCCCUCAGCUACAUGAAGAGGCCAAGUGCGCUGCUCUACGUGACUUUGAGGAGACGCGCAAUAUGGCCGCUCAUCACUCCCAGUUGAAAGCCGAGUGCUACUUGAAGGCCAAGCAGGCGGUACAGCGUGGCAACGGUACCGUCGCGCUUUACUAUUCUGAAAUAGCCAAUUUGCAUAAGCAGAAGAUCGACGUCUUUAACCAGAGGGCGGCCAAUUGCAUCAUGGAAGUGCAUCGGCACACCCAGAACAACCCGGACCUGCUAGACCUGCACUACCUGCACACUGUAGAGGCGAUCAGCUGCCUAGAUCUGUUCCUCGACCGUCACAUAACUGUUCUGCGCAACACCACACGCGUUUACAAGCACGUGUUUAUAAUAACGGGGCGUGGAUUGCACAGCGCUAACGGAGUGUCCACCAUCAAAAACAGAGUGAAGUCAAGGUUGGGCGAACGUCGAUUACGAUGGCAAGAGGUCAACCCUGGAUUACUGCGCGUUAAAGUGUUCUCGGCGUCACGUCAUUCAAAGAACUUCUGAUUAAACGCGUAAAAAAAGAUUGGAAUAGCAGAGCAGAAGCGAUUUCAAACUGCCAUAUAGAGACAGAGGCAAUGAACAUGGAACAGGGAGAACUACCUCAUCCGUUAUUUGACAUUCGCACAUGUCUUAAAAAUCUUUGAAGUUAUAUAAUCCUUGCUAUCCAAUCCUGGCCACUGUAUUACUUUUGAAUGUGUUCUAGAACCUGAGAAACAUUCCCAAUUUUAUAACUGUUUAUUUCUAAAAAUGCUCGUCACAAUUAUUUUUAUUUUAAGUUCAAGCUUUGCAUCCAUAUUUGAUUUCGUAUAAGACGCGAAUUAUCUAACCACUUUCACAAAGUGGUGCUCCAGUAUCUUCCACUAAGAUAUCAAUGAAAAAUACUUAUUUUUGUACCUUUUUACAUAAAGUAAAGCUUAGGCAUAAUAUAAGAUCCCUAGUCCUAAGACAAACAUCGUCCAAAAAAUAUCAUUAAAUGUAUUUUUGGUAAUCAAUUUCGAUUAGUGUUGUAUUCGGGAGAACUACAUUCAUUUUUAAUACUUGGAAUCCAAGUCUUGGAUAAUAGUAUUUAGAAACGACAAACAACUUCUUCGAUUUAUUUGUAUAUAAUCUUGCGAUACUCAAGUCCAUUACAUUUCAAAUAAGUAUAUCAAAAUAGAUAUUCAUUUUUAUUGAA
Drosophila eugracilis is the source of this 3778-nucleotide messenger RNA. RefSeq lists its product as uncharacterized. NCBI's taxonomy places the organism in Eukaryota, Metazoa, Arthropoda, Insecta, Diptera, Drosophilidae. The transcript has 5 exons. The record is from RefSeq and is a predicted model, not a curated record. Bases 286 to 3108 code for a protein of 940 amino acids.